This is a messenger RNA of Aspergillus steynii IBT 23096, 1560 nucleotides long. RefSeq names its product flavin-containing monooxygenase. NCBI's taxonomy places the organism in Eukaryota, Fungi, Ascomycota, Eurotiomycetes, Eurotiales, Aspergillaceae. The record is from RefSeq and is a predicted model, not a curated record. Gene Ontology annotation, molecular function: flavin adenine dinucleotide binding; N,N-dimethylaniline monooxygenase activity; NADP binding. The transcript is spliced from 6 exons. Bases 1 to 1560 code for a protein of 519 amino acids.
AUGGUCUCCAAGUUCCCCGACGUUCCAUCCUACAGCCAGGUAGCCUGUGUCGGUGCCGGUCUAUCAGCUGUCGCCCUGGGAGCCUCGCUGAAGCGAUGGUACGGUUUGGAAGACAUCCGCUUCUUCGAACGGCAUCCAACUAGCGGUGGGACAUGGUACAUCAGCACCUAUCCAGGAUGCGGUUGCGACGUCCCGAGCGCUCUGUACAGCUUCUCCUUCGCUCUAAACCCCAACUGGACGAAGCUCAUGCCAUCGAAUACGGAGCUUAAGGAGUAUGUCGAUAACGUGGUCGAUACGUACGACCUUCGUCCGAAGAUGACAUUUGGAACGGAAGUCGUCCGCAGCUUCUGGCGGGAUGAUGCAAACCGGUGGCUUCUCUACCUGCGCGAUCUGAAUACUGGACGCGAAUAUACCCAUGAAUGCCAGGUUCUCUUUGCCGCCACAGGACAGCUUGUCGAACCACGCCCCUGUGAGAUCCCCGGCGCCGAAGACUUCCGCGGGCGUAUCUUUCACUCCGCGAGGUGGGAUCAUAGCGUGAAUCUUGAAGGGAAGAAUGUUGUUGUUAUCGGGAAUGGAUGCACUGCUGCACAAAUCGUGCCAGCUCUCGUAAACGACAAAAAGGUGAAAUCCAUCACGCAGAUUGUCCGAACCAAGCAUUGGAUAUUCCCAGCUCCGAACUUCCCGUACCCUCGAAUUCUGCAGUGGAUCUUUCGCUAUGUUCCAUUAGCUAUGAAAUUGCACAGGCUCCACAUCUUCUUGGUUGCUGAGAAUGAUUUUCGCUUGUUUCCUAUGACCAAGAGCGCGGCGAAACUCAGGGAGAAGCGACGAAGGCAAGUGGAGAAGUACAUGCGAGAGGCAAGUCCAGAGAAAUACCAUGACCUCCUGAUCCCGGACUUUGACGUAGCCUGCAAGAGGAGAAUCUUCGAUCCUGGAUAUCUGGAAUCGCUUCACAGCGAAGCGGUCCUCCUGACCGACGCGAAGACCCAAAAGAUCAUUGCAGAUGGCAUUGAGUCAGAUAAAGGCUUCAUACCAGCGGAUGUGAUCGUCCUCGCGACAGGCUUCCAGACCAACAAAUUUAUCCCGUACAUGGACGUUGUCGGACGCAAGGGCGAGAACGUCUCCGAGCACUGGAAAAGAUACGAUGGCCCAGCUGCCUAUAACUGCUCUGUGUUAAGCGGGUUUCCCAACUUCUUCAUACUCCUGGGACCGAACGCGGCAACCGGGCAUACGUCAGCGAUGAUGGCUGCGGAGAACUCCGUCAAUUAUGCUCUCCGCGUCCUAAAGCCAGUCCUAGAUGGCGACGCCGCUUCGGUCGAGCUCAAGGCUAAAGCCGAGCACGACUACGUGUACUGGGUGCAAGACGCGUUGAGUAAACGCGUUUGGAACGCUGGCUGUUUAUCAUGGUAUAUAAAUGACAAGAAGUGGAACUCCAUGUCCUAUCCCUGGACUCAAGCCCACUACUGGUGGAGGAGUCUUUUUCCCACCUGGUCGGACUGGAACAUCAAGGUUUGCUCUCAACUUCGUUUGAUUCGGUGCACAUGGUAUACUGACUGCAAGUAG